Molecule: messenger RNA, 2435 nt
Organism: Sorghum bicolor (sorghum)
Lineage: Eukaryota; Viridiplantae; Streptophyta; Magnoliopsida; Poales; Poaceae
Exons: 2
Coding region: 119-2230 (703 amino acids)
Source: RefSeq, a predicted model, not a curated record
CUAUGUGUGCCCUGGGGUCACCGGCGAUGGGAAUGCCCGUCCUCGUUCUGCUCCUGGCCGCGUCUCUGUGUGGCGACGGAUUUCUCCGGCCCAAAAUGAGUCCAGCGCUGGGGCGGGCAUGGCUGGUGGCUCUGGUAGGAUGCGGAAUGCUCUUCCUCGACCUGUUGUGCCCCGUGUCUCCGUGUGGCAACGGAUUUCCCCGGCCCACGGUGCUGCCAAUGCUGCCGCCCUGCAACGGUCUUCCCCGGCAGGUGCUGCUGGUGGCGAUGGUGGUACACGGGAGACUGGAGAGAGGCAAACCCAGAAUCAAGGACCACGGGCUGGACAUUCGCGUCGCCGUCGUCGCCCGCGUUUCUGGCAGCGUCCUGCUCCGGUAUCUGGACCGCAACCAGGCUCUGCCCUGCCGGAGGCGUCCUGUGAUGCGGUGAAGCCUCCCCCAUGCAUUAUUGAUUGGAGUGAUCAGGUGGCCAGUGCUGUUGAGGAUCUUGCAAGGGCGGUGACAGUGACUGUAAUCGGGGAUGAACCGCUUGCUUCGGCAGAUGAGGUGGCAGCAGUGCUUGCUGCCAGGAUCGAUGUGGUUGCCAGCUCUCUGGUGCUUCGUCGAGCUUCUCCAUCAAGUUACUUGCUGUUUCUUCCUGACUUGGCCUUGGUUGAUCGUUUGGUUGGUCUGCAGCAGCCGGUUAGCUGGUCCACGUACAACUUCAGUCUCCUAUGCAAGCGAUGGAGUCGGCUGUCUGGUGCCCGUGGUUGUGUUCUGCCAUUCUUGAUCGAUAUUGAGCUUCGCGGCAUUCCUGCCCAUGUCUGGGAAACCUCUACGGUGGAUCGUUUUUUGAGUCCUCAUGCUUGGGUUCAGCAGGUUCAUCCUGAUACCCUUGGACUUGUGGACUUGUCUUGCUUCCGGUGCUUGGCCUGGUGUUCAGACCCUUCUGCACUUCCAUCUACGAAGGAGCUCUGGGUGGUGGAGCCACCAACGUCCGUCGUGGAGAAUCCUCCGGUUAUGAGGGUUUUGGCGUACCCUAUCAAGUUGCAGUUCUCUGAUGCUCUCCGCCCGGGGGGUUUGGACCCGAGUCCUCCUCCCUCUGACGGAGGGGAUGAGGAUGACAAUGACUCUGCAAGGCGUCGCCGGCGUGUUCGUUUUCCCUCGUCACCUCCUAGUUCAGGCCCGAUGGGAGGCGGAACUUCCGGUCAUGACGGUUUACUGCUUGAGACCGUCCAGGGGAUGUCUCAUGUGGGCCGGUCUGGCUCUCAGCUAUUGGCAGCGGCUGCUAAGGAGGCUGCCGAGGUGCAUGUCUCUCCAGGUGUCGAUCGCCCUACACCCGCUGUGGUGUCGCGUGCUCGGGAGGAGGUCUCGGUGCCCGAUGAGUUGGCGGCAGAAAUUGAUGAGGUGGCUGCGCGCAGUCCCGAGGAUGUCGCGGGGGGUAGCUCGAACAUCGAUGUUGUGCGCACCCACGACGAGUUCCCCUCGAGGCUCAAUGUGGGUCGUGGGCCGAUCUCCUUGGAUGGCGCCUUUGGGCCAGUCUUGGACCAUUUUGAGUUUGAUGUUCCCAAUGGGCUGGGCUGUUUCUCCCAAUUGGAAGCUGCUAACGUGAAUAAUUUUGGUCCGAGCAUGGGUGAGGCUACGGUCUGGAUUUCCCCCGGCCAGCCGGUGGGGGCGUGCUCCGGCGUGAGUCCCCCUACUGACUUGGCUACGGAUGGAGCCUUAUCUCCGGCCUCGCCGUGUUUGCCUCAACGCUCCCCAGUGGCCUCCCCUCCAGAGCUCCUCUCGCCGCCCCCUGCGAAUGGCCCUGUGGCCUCUCCCGCCACCUUUCCUGCUCCAGAAGACGGCGCCGCCCCUGGUCACGCGGACUUUUUCCCCGCCCUGGGCACUCCGCAUACUCCUGCUCCUGGUUCUAGUCGGGGGCCAGUGGAGGAGCCGGGGUGUGUCCUGUUGCCUUCUGGGAUGGUUGCAGGCUUCCCUCAGGUGUACUCCCGCAAGCGUUUCCGCUCUCGUGCGGCCAGAUCCGUGCUGGAUGCCAGCACCCCUGCUGAGGCACCUCUAGCUUCUCCGCUGCACAGGCUCAACAAGGUUCUUUUCAGGGGAACGCAUUGGCUUCGGCAAUGGGAAAGAUUGCAGCGGCAUGAUGAUCUAAAGGAUCAACUGAUUCUUGCGGGGCAAUACCUAGAGACAUCAGCUUUACAAUUUUUUAGUGCCACUGUAUGGUUAUCUACUAGACAUAUUGGUCUUGCUUAGGCUUUUUCCUUCCUUGUUUGGCUAUGGAAGUAACUCUGUAAUAAUUGGUUUGAUUCUAUCUGCGGAUAGAUGAGGCCGGAUAUGAACUAUCCUUUAUCUAAAAAAGAAAGCUUCUGAGCCCCCGCCAUAGCCCAAAGACGACUCUCCUCUAUAGCAAAAACCGUGUCCAAAACACAUCUAUUUCUAACUGUUUUUUACUGUUAAA